This is a messenger RNA of Nanorana parkeri, 3888 nucleotides long. RefSeq names its product cysteine rich transmembrane BMP regulator 1 (gene CRIM1). NCBI's taxonomy places the organism in Eukaryota, Metazoa, Chordata, Amphibia, Anura, Dicroglossidae. Gene Ontology annotation, cellular component: extracellular region. Bases 1 to 3201 code for a protein of 1066 amino acids. The transcript is spliced from 18 exons. Gene Ontology annotation, molecular function: serine-type endopeptidase inhibitor activity; protein binding. The record is from RefSeq and is a predicted model, not a curated record.
AUGCCGGAGGUAAGAGAAGGAUUGAAGAUUUUGGUAAGAGAAGAGACAGUCACAGAAGAGAGAGGAUGGAUAAGGUGUGAUGGAAUGGUGUCAAGGGGAAAGAUGUCUUCUGGAUUUGUGGCGUGCGGAAUACAAUUGCGUCUCUGGCACUUGGGGCUGGUGCUUCUGACGCUGCUGCCCGGGUCCAGCCGGGCGCUGGUGUGUUUACCAUGCGAUGAGUCCAAGUGCGAGGAGCCCAAGAACUGCCCGGGGAGUAUCGUGCUGGGCAUCUGCGGCUGCUGCUUCAUGUGUGCCCGGCAGAAGAACGAGACCUGCGGGGGAGUCUACGGGCUGCAUGGAGCAUGCGACAGGGGACUGCGCUGUGUGAUCCGCCCCCCGCUCAAUGGCGACUCCAUCACCGAGUAUGAAGUGGGGGUCUGCGAAGAUGAGAAUUGGGAUGAUGACCAGUUACAUGGAUUUGAACCUUGCAAUGAAAAUUUUGUGACGGGAUGUAAUAUUAUUAAUGGGAAAUGUGAAUGUGACACCAUCCGGACCUGUAACAGUCCCUUUGAAUUCCCAAACCAGGACUCGUGUCUAACAGCACUGAGAAGAAUUGAAGAUGAAAAGCCUGACUGCUCAAUAGCCCGGUGUGAAGUACAGUUUUCUCCAAGAUGUGCGGAGGACUCUGUCCUCAUCGAAGGCUAUGCACCUCCUGGCGAAUGCUGCCCCCUGCCCAGCCGAUGUGUAUGUAGUCCAGCUGGAUGCUUGAGAAAAGUCUGCCAGCCUGGCUAUCUCAAUAUACUUGUGUCCAAAGCCUCAGGCAAGCCAGGGGAAUGUUGUGACUUGUAUGAAUGCAAACCAGUUUUCAGCGUCGAUUGCAGUACUGUGGAGUGCCCUCCAGUUCAACAGGUUGUAUGCCCGCCAGACAGCUAUGAAACACAAGUCCGACUAACGGCUGAUGGAUGUUGCACAUUACCAACAAGAUGUGAGUGUCUUUCCGGGCUUUGCAGUUUCCCAGUGUGUGAAGCCGGGUCAAUUCCUCGGAUUGUCUCACGAGGCAAUGGGACACCUGGAAAGUGCUGUGAUGUCUUUGAGUGUGUUAAUGAGACAAAGCCAACAUGCAUUUUUAAUAAUGUGGAAUACUACGAUGGAGACAUGUUUCGCAUGGACGCUUGCCGCUUCUGCCGAUGUCAGGGAGGAGUUUCCAUCUGCUUUUCAGCUCAGUGUGGUGAACUACACUGUGACCGCUAUUAUGUACCAGAAGGAGAGUGCUGUCCAGUCUGUGAAGAUCCUGUUUUCCCAGUGCAUGAUCCUGCUGGUUGUUAUGCUAAUGGACAGAUAAGAAGUCAUGGUGAUCGCUGGAGAGAAGAUGACUGCACCUUCUGCCAGUGCAUUAAUGGAGAACCUCACUGUGUGGCCACGGCAUGUGGACAAAGCUGUCUUAAACCAGUGAAAGUGCCUGGCGAGUGCUGCCCAGUGUGUGAAGAACCCACAUACAUCACUAUGGCACCACCAGCAUGUGAUCUGUUCACAAACUGCACACUGACCGACAGAGAUUGCAGUUAUGGAUUCCGGCUAGAUCAGAAUGGAUGCCGCACAUGUCAGUGCAAAACAAGGGAGGAGCUGUGUACGGGUCUCAUAUCCGGUUGUGCAUUGGACUGUCCAUAUGGCUUUCAGACACACAUCCACAAUUGUGAAAUCUGUCAGUGUCGACCACGGCCCAAGAAGUGCAAGUCCAUGGUCUGUGACAAAUAUUGUGCGAGUGGCUACCUGAAGAACAAGCAUGGAUGUGAAAUCUGUCGCUGUAAAAAGUGCCCUGAAGUUCCAUGCAGCAAGAUCUGUCCAAAUGGCUUUGAGCAAGACAGUCAGGGAUGCCUUAUCUGCAAAUGUAGAGAAACCACAGAAUCUCCAGUGCCACCAGUCCUAAAAGACACCUGUCUAUCAAUGGAUGGGAGACGACAUGAAAAUGAAGAGAGCUGGCAUGACGGAUGCCGCGAGUGCUAUUGUCUCAAUGGACGGGAGAUGUGUGCAUUAAUAACAUGCCCUGUUCCUGGAUGUGUCAACCCCACUAUACUUCCUGGGCAAUGCUGUCCAUCUUGUUCAGAUGACUCCAGUGGGAAAAGAACAGAUUUCACUGACCCAUCAAUUUGCCAUGCUCCAGGAGGGGAGUACUUUGUUGAAGGAGAGACGUGGAACAUUGAUUCUUGUACUCAAUGUACCUGUCAUAGUGGAAGAGUGCUAUGUGAAACUGAGGUCUGCCCUCCGCUGCUUUGUCAAAAUCCUAUGCGUUCUCAGGACUCCUGCUGCCCACAUUGCCCAGAUGAAUCUCUGCAGCCCUCAGUGCCCAGCAAUGAGAGCCUUCCCAGCUACUGCAAAAAUGAUGAGGGUGACAUUUUCCUGGCAGCAGAGUCCUGGAAACCCAAUGUUUGCACUAGCUGUGUCUGCAUGGAUGGAAAGAUAAGCUGCUUCGCAGAAACCUGUCCACCUGCAACCUGUGCAAGGCCAGUCUUGAGGAAGGGCCAGUGCUGUCCAUACUGCAUAGAGGAUACAAUUCCAAAGAAAGUGGUAUGUCAUUUCAAUGGCAAGACAUACGCUGAUGAGGAAAGAUGGGACAUUGACAGUUGUACACACUGCUAUUGCUUACAAGGACAGACACUUUGCUCUACGGUUAGCUGUCCACCUUUGCCAUGUGUGGAACCAAUUAAUGUUGAAGGAAGCUGCUGUCCCAUGUGUCCAGAGAUGUAUAUUCCUGAACCCACCAACAUCCCUAUUGAGAAGACAAAUCACCGAGGAAGGAAAGAACAUAACACCCCUCAAUGGCCAACACCCAGUGAGAAUGAUAUUCUCCACCAUAGAGAAAUGGGACAUCUAAAAGUGAACUACAGGGAAGGAGACAGAUCUCGACCCAGUGAAGACGCCUCUCUUCAUUCAGUUGCAUGGGUGGCAGUCCCAAUAAUGACAGCCCUUGUCAUCAUCAUAGUCCUUCUUCUCAUCAAUCAGAAAAAGCAGUGGAUUCCAGUACCUUGUUACCGGACUCCUACCAAGCCAACCUGCCUGAACAACCAGUUGGUGUAUGUGGACUGCAAGAAAGGAACUAUGGUACAAGUGGACAGCUCACAAAGGAUGUUAAGAAUGGCAGACCCGGACUCUAGAUACAGCGGCUUCUACAGUAUGCAAAAGCAGAACAACCUUCAGGCAGAUAAUUUCUAUCAAACUGUGUGAGGAAUGCUCAGACAACUAAGAUAUGGAUUUUUUUCCUUUUUUAAAGGAAAUGAAAACAGACAAGAGGAUGGGAAAAGACUAAAGCCUGCUAUAUAACUAAAAUAAACUAGAAACGUGCACUUGCUCAUUGGAUUGUGUGACAUGUACUGCCAAUACCUUACUGAGACGAACUCUUGUCUCCUGCAAUGUGCCAAAACAAACAUUCCCACUUUCCCUUUGUAAGAACUGACCAAGUGUUUUCUUAGUACCAAAGUUUGGAGAACUGGCUCAUACAUAUCUGCUUAUAACAUAGCUGUAAAAAAGUUUUCUUUUUUUCUGGUUUGUUGGGUUGGUGGUUUGGGGUACCGACAAUGGAGAGGUCACAUGAGAUUAAGAGGAUGAAGACAGGAGGAAAGCAAAUGCGGUUAGCGGGGCAAUCGAUUUAUUUUCACAAAAUUGAUCACAUUGUCAAACCACGCACAUGUAAUAAUGGAAAUUUCCGCAUCCCGACUUAAAGACAUUGGCUUCUCUUGCAUCUGAGAUUCUAUAUAUGUGUCAAACAACAAAAAUAAGGCUGAUCAGAGUGAUCUUUACAGUUGUUAAGAUUGUUGAGGUCUAAAUAUGCUACAGUAUAAAUCACAGCCAUAGUUAUGCUGCAAUUACUUUUUUCCUUUCUAAAAUGAUCUCUUUACAUAUGUAUAAAGGAAG